AUGUCAGCCACAAACGGGUUCAAAGAAGUCAGUGAGAAUUUCAGUCACAACAUCCAACAAAACCCCUAUGGACCAAAUCCAGCGGACUACUUAUCUAACGUGGGCAGCUUCCAAUUGAUUGAAAGUACCUUGCGUGAAGGUGAACAAUUUGCCAAUGCGUUCUUUGAUACCGAGACCAAGAUUAAAAUCGCAAGGGCCUUGGAUGAUUUUGGCGUUGACUACAUCGAAUUGACUUCUCCAGUGGCCUCUGAACAAAGCAGGAAAGAUUGCGAAGCUAUAUGUAAGUUGGGAUUGAAGGCCAAGAUCUUGACUCAUAUUAGGUGCCACAUGGAUGACGCUAGAGUUGCCGUUGAGACCGGUGUCGAUGGUGUCGAUGUCGUUAUUGGCACUUCGCAGUUUUUGAGGCAGUAUAGUCAUGGCAAGGACAUGAACUAUAUUGCUCAGUCCGCGAUCGAGGUGAUUGAGUUUGUCAAAUCCAAAGGCAUUGAAAUCAGAUUCAGUUCCGAAGACAGUUUCAGAUCGGAUUUGGUUGACUUGUUGAACAUUUACCGUACUGUUGACAAGAUUGGUGUCAACCGGGUUGGUAUCGCCGAUACUGUAGGGUGCGCUAACCCUAGACAAGUUUACGAACUAGUGCGUACUUUAAAAUCGGUGGUGAAUUGUGAAAUUGAGUGUCAUUUCCACAACGAUACCGGGUGCGCGAUUGCAAAUGCUUACACGGCCUUGGAAGGAGGUGCCAAAUUGAUUGAUGUCUCAGUGUUGGGGAUCGGGGAGCGCAACGGUAUCACUCCCUUGGGAGGGUUAAUGGCCAGGAUGAUUGCCGCUGAUCGCGACUAUGUCUUGUCCAAAUACAAAGUCCAUAAAAUCAGAGACUUGGAAAACUUGGUUGCCGAGGCCGUGCAGGUCAACAUCCCAUUCAAUAACCCCAUAACGGGGUUCUGCGCCUUCACACACAAGGCAGGUAUCCACGCCAAAGCUAUAUUGGCCAACCCGUCAACUUAUGAGAUUUUAAGUCCCAGCGAUUUCGGAUUAACGAGAUACAUUCAUUUUGCCAACAGGUUGACUGGAUGGAACGCGAUCAAAUCCAGAGUUGACCAGUUGAAUUUGAAUUUGACUGAUGCUCAGUGUAAGGAGGUGACUGAAAAGAUUAAGAAAUUGGGCGACGUGAGACAAUUAAACAUUGAUGAUGUUGAUUCCAUCAUCAAGGAUUUCCAUGCAGAUUUGGCUACGCCUGCAAUGAGACCCACCACCAGUGGAUUACCAAAAGUUCCCCAUGUCUUGGAAGGAUUGCAAGAGUCCGAAGAGAAAAGAGCCAAGCUAAAUUGA
This is a messenger RNA of Lodderomyces beijingensis, 1326 nucleotides long. The record is from the annotation of a GenBank genome assembly. NCBI's taxonomy places the organism in Eukaryota, Fungi, Ascomycota, Pichiomycetes, Serinales, Debaryomycetaceae.